AUAAUUUAUUGCACAACAGCGGCUGAGCUAGUAGUACAUGAUGAUGAGAGGUUGCUUUAGUUCUUAUUCGAUGCACAUCGCCAAUUGAGUGGCACAAUCAUUAAAAAGACUUUUGGGGUACUAGAGGACCUAUUGAAAUAGAAGCUUACCUCAACAACAGCACAGUCCCUUCUGCCUCUGGGAUGGACGACUCAUUGAUCAUUUACGUCGUUGCGUCCAUGGUUACGGUCAUGGCCAUCAGUUGUUGGAGGAGACGGUGCCAGAAAUCACUAGCCCCGGUUCCGUCAGGGUCUCUUGGAUGGCCUCUCAUCGGCGAGACCAUCAAAUUCGUGGCUUGUGCCUACUCUUCUCGCCCUGAGAGCUUCAUGGAAAAACGUCAAUGUUUGUACGGUAAAGUAUUCAAGUCACACCUUUUCGGCAAGCCAACUAUUGUUUCCACAGAUCCAGAGGUCAGCAAGUUCAUUCUGCAAAGCGUUUCUGAAGAUUUUGUGCCAUUCUUCCCGGGCUCGCUCACUGAGCUGGUGGGCAAGUCUUCCAUCCUAGUGAUCAAUGGGAGCCUGCAAAGGAGAGUUCAUGGACUAAUUGGAUCCUUCUUCAAAUCUCCAAUCCUAAAAGCUCACAUCACUGCGGACAUGCAGAGGGACUUGCAAGAGAUUAUGGCUAGUUGGAGGGAUGACCAGAUUGUCUACAUCCAAGAGGAAGCCAAAUAUAUGGUGUUUCAGAUAAUGGUGAAAACCUUGAUCGGUUUAGGCCCGGGGGAGCAUUUGCAGUUCCUAAGGCAUCAGUAUCAGAAAUUUGUUGCAGGAAUCAUUUCCAUACCUGUGAAAAUACCUGGGACUAGAUUCUAUAGAUCACUGCAGGCAAAGAAGAGAAUGAUGAAGCUUGUAAAAUACAUCAUCCAGGAGAAGAAAAAGAACAACACCGGAUGCAUUUCAAGAGACAUCAUAGAUGCGUUUCUCAACGAUGGGAGCGGUCAACUAACUGAUGAUCUGAUUCUCGACAACGUGAUUGAUUUGAUGAUACCAGCUGAGGACUCCGUACCAGUACUUAUUACUCUAGCGAUAAAAUACCUCAGCGACUGCCCACUUGUUCUCCAAAAAUUGAAGGAAGAGAACACGAAGCUGAAGCAUAAGUCCCUUGAAGGUGAAGAUUUGCAAUGGAUGGACUACAUGUCAUUGUCAUUUACACAAAAUGUUAUAUCAGAAACACUACGAAUGGGGAACAUAAUUCCUGCAGUCAUGAGGAAAGCCAUCAAAGAUGUGGAGGUAAAAGAUCACUUCAUACCUGAGGGUUGGUGCGUGCUCCCCUAUUUCAGAUCUGUUCACCUGGACAAGGAAAUCUAUGACGAUGCUUACAAGUUCAAUCCAUGGAGAUGGAAAGAUAAGGACACAGCUGCAUCAAGCUUUACACCAUUUGGAGGUGGACAGAGACUUUGCCCGGGAAUUGAUCUCUCAAGGCUAAUAGCCUCCAUUUUCCUCCACCACCUGGUCACUGGCUUCACGUGGGUUGCAGAGGAGGACCACAUGGUAAACUUUCCCACUGUAAGAAUGCAAAGAAACAUGCCUAUUAAAGUAAAGCGGAAGAAUAUCGAUAUUCUUCUCAGUUGAUGCGUAGAAAGAUACUCAAGUCCAGCCUCGCAAACAGAAUAGCUGUUGUAAGUAUGUCCGCAACAUCCACAAAGCAAAGCAAGAAUAGCAUAUGACAUACAAUGUCAUAUAGCUGCUAAAGAUUGAGUGUAUAGUAAAGAAUGCUAUUAUAGUGAACAGUCACUUCAAAAGUUCUAUUAUAUCGAAUAACCGCUGAAAGAACUCUUUCACCCUUUUCCAAUAUUGCAAUCAUUUUCUAUAGACUCGAGCUGUAGGGUAAGUUUCAGAGCAACAAGAGA
Asparagus officinalis (garden asparagus) is the source of this 1885-nucleotide messenger RNA. Its product is annotated as cytochrome P450 90D2-like. The transcript has 8 exons. Bases 183 to 1607 code for a protein of 474 amino acids. Gene Ontology annotation, biological process: brassinosteroid homeostasis; sterol metabolic process; multicellular organism development. Gene Ontology annotation, molecular function: heme binding; iron ion binding; oxidoreductase activity, acting on paired donors, with incorporation or reduction of molecular oxygen, NAD(P)H as one donor, and incorporation of one atom of oxygen. Lineage: Eukaryota; Viridiplantae; Streptophyta; Magnoliopsida; Asparagales; Asparagaceae. The record is from RefSeq and is a predicted model, not a curated record.